This is a messenger RNA of Anoplophora glabripennis (Asian longhorned beetle), 1420 nucleotides long. RefSeq lists its product as uncharacterized. Gene Ontology annotation, molecular function: zinc ion binding. NCBI's taxonomy places the organism in Eukaryota, Metazoa, Arthropoda, Insecta, Coleoptera, Cerambycidae. The record is from RefSeq and is a predicted model, not a curated record.
UCAUUUAUGACGGAUAUCACCCAUACCUUCUAUAAUGCUUGGAAAAUGGUAAUGGGUACUGUAAAAAAUCAGUUGUUUUGUUCCUGGCAUGUAGAUCAUGCUUGGCGUAGUAAUUUAAAUAAAAUUACAAAUCUUGAGAAAAGGAAGAAUGUUUACGAAACACUCAAGCAUUUACAGUACAUUUUAGAUGAAAAUAAAUUUAAAACAGAACUUGAUUUAACAAUUAAAUUGUUAUUUUCAGAACAAGAUACAAAAGGUUUUGGGGAGUAUUUUUUAAAAUAUUAUAGUAAUAACUGUGAACAAUGGGCUUACUGUUUUCGUAAAAAUUGUCAUAUCAAUACUAAUAUGCGUUUAGAGUCCAUGCAUAAACUCAUCAAAUAUCAUUAUUUAGAUAGAAAGAAAACGAAAAGGCUCGAUAAAGGGAUUAAUUCUGUCGUUUCAUACAUUAGAAACAAAAUUAUUGAAUGAAAAAUUACAAAAGGCAAAAAUUCUUGUCAUAUUGUUGAUAUUGACAAACGUCACCAUAAUGCUGAAGAAUCUACUUUUCAUAUAACCACAAAUUCUGAUAACGUAUGGUUGUUAACAUCUGAAGAAUUGACUUAUUUUGUGUCAAAAACUAAAGAUGAACCUUGUUGUAAGUUAUUAUGCAAUUCAUGUAAUAUAUGUGUUCACUCCUAUGCUUGCACUUGUACAGACUUUUUUGUUAAAUCUACGAUUUGUAAGCAUAUUCAUUUUGUUGUUUUAAAUAUAACAAAUACAGAGCUCAACUCAAGUCAGUUAAUAAUUGAAAACAAGGAAAAUGAAGAUUUUGUUGUUAAUCAAGAAGUAUCUAUUCAUUUAAAUACUGUAGGUUCCCUUGCUACUAGUAACUCCCAGAAACUAGGCAAAACUAAAAAGAUUGCUGAACUGAGAGAAAUUUUGAACAAUAUCAGUGAAAGUCUUUCAAUUGCGGAUGAAGAUAAACUGUACUAUGCGGAAAAAAGUCUAAAGGUGCUAUGUAAUUACAUGUGUACAGACACUGCAAAAAAAUCGACAGCUACAUUAGGAGAAGUGGAAAAUAACCUAAAACGAAAAGUAGAUGAAUUGGAAACAGAACUGAUCAGGGAGCCGCCUAAUAAAAAAAUUUGUCAACAAAAAACUUUCUUUCAACAAAGAAAAAUAAAAUCACUCGUAAAGGGUUAUACAAAAAACCAAAUUACAACCAAAACUUAAAUAUUGAAAACCUUUUACAAAAUAAACCUUUUGUGUCUGCAGAUAAAUCUAAUGACCAUAAUUAUACUACCACUCUAUCAUAGUUUCCCCAUUUUUCAAGUUCCCCAAACACCUUACAUAGAUAUUAAAAGGAAUUUUCUUGUAAAUAAAUUAUGUGUAUGUCGUAGCAUUAUGUAAGAUUAUAUAAUAAUUGUAAGAUAAGUUGAAA